CCACCACACAGGCUCACGUGGCGACUGGUGGUAUCCGUGGGGUGGGGCAGAAACCGAGGGCUGUUUUGAAGUCCAGCUUUCUCUGGAUCCUCCCGUCGGACCGUCAAAAAACGACGAAAGAUGGACAGGAAACUGAAUCUGAACCGAGCGGAGACGUUCUCCUUCGUCAACCCCUGGAUCCGAUACUUUCUCUUCUUCUUCAGCUUCUUGUUUUGGGUUUUCUCGCUGUUGAUUGUUGCAAUCGGGGUUUACGCUAAAGUCCAGAAAGCCACGGACACAGUGCGGGACACGUUCCUGAUCGACCCGGCUGUCAUCCUCAUUGUGGCGGGCGUGGUCAUGUUCUUCAUUACUUUCUGCGGCUGCAUCGGAGCCCUCCGAGAGAACAUUCGCCUCCUCAAGACAUUCUCCUUCAGCCUGACGCUGGUCUUCCUCACCCAGCUGGCCAUAGCAAUUCUGGGCUUCUUCUACUCCGAUCAGACUCGGGACGCUCUGGGAAAGUUUGUGAAAAAGGCCAUCGUGCACUACAGGGAAGACCUGGAUCUGCAGAACCUGAUGGAUUACAUCCAGAAAGAGUUCAAGUGCUGUGGGUGGAACAACUACACAGACUGGUCUUGGAACCUGUACUUUAAUUGUACACAAACAAACCCCAGCUCCGAGCGCUGCUCUGUACCUUACUCCUGCUGCACUCCUGUUCCUGGAGAGGCGGUGAUCAACACCAUGUGCGGUUUUGGGGCGCAAACCCAGAACUACCUGGAGGCCAACAAGUCCAUCUACCCGGUCGGCUGCGCGGACAGGGCGGUGAUGUGGAUCGAGUCCCAUCUGCUGCUGGUGGGGGCUCUCGCCCUGGGACUGGCCCUGCCCCAGAAACCAACAGAGGCGUAGGGUUAAUGUGAGGCCCACUUGAAUAUGACUAAUUCAAGAUCGCGAGUUGGACCUACACAGCAAUAACUAGGCACAAUGGGACGAUGAAAUUUUAACUGCACAUUAUUCAUUUAUUACACUGCCCCGGAUCGAAAGCACAGGUUAAUGUGCACACCGAGGGCAGAGGCCUGCGCGCGAUACUGCGGGAUUGCGCGUGCUUUCAGAAAAAACGAGGCUACACUGACAAUUCCCCUCCCGACUGGCGGAGCAGCUCAAAUCCCAACGCGUUAAGCGACGCUAAUAACUCAAGUCAAUAUGCUUGAUUGGCCGUGAGAUCGCAUUAGCACUUAUCAGGGGCUGUCUCUAAAUAAUUAGUCCGCUUACUUAUAAAAAUUAUUCAGGUACUGUCACACAGCACGGGGCGCCUCGUCGCUGGAUCUUGAGCUCGAUCCAUCUGGCUCCUGAUUGGGAUCCCCGGUGAUUCUGGCGCGUGAAUUACCCACGAGUCCUGUCAAAACAACUGCAUUAGUAGUCCAGUUGCUCUGAUGUGCCAGUAAAUCUGAGGAUGAAGUUCUCUCCUCCGUCUCGCACAUCGUUACCAAACACCAUUACCAGAUUUUGUCUGCAUAACAAGCCACGUUUAAAUCAAAACGGUUAAAUUAUUGAGGAGCUCGCUGGAAAAAGCUGUGUGUUUUUGCCCGUGAGAAAAAACACUUCAAGCUCUAUAGGAGGUGAAGGGCAUAAAGUGUUAUGAUCCUGUAAAUUAUGGUACGAUAAAAAUCCCAACGGUUUUUAUCGAAUUUUGUUAAAAAUAGAUUUCCUCCCAGUGAGAAAAACGAGCAUCGCAGCAUCCUUUCGCCGGGGACCUUGAGAUGUUUCGGCACAGGGUGUACAGUUACCCAGAGUCCUUCCUGUAAUCUACAUUGA
Molecule: messenger RNA, 1788 nt
Organism: Scophthalmus maximus (turbot)
Lineage: Eukaryota; Metazoa; Chordata; Actinopteri; Pleuronectiformes; Scophthalmidae
Gene: tspan33b
Product: tetraspanin 33b
Exons: 8
Coding region: 121-882 (253 amino acids)
Cellular component (GO): membrane
Source: RefSeq, a predicted model, not a curated record